Molecule: messenger RNA, 2223 nt
Organism: Prinia subflava (tawny-flanked prinia)
Lineage: Eukaryota; Metazoa; Chordata; Aves; Passeriformes; Cisticolidae
Gene: CCNDBP1
Product: cyclin D1 binding protein 1
Exons: 12
Coding region: 82-1089 (335 amino acids)
Biological process (GO): regulation of cell cycle
Cellular component (GO): nucleus
Source: RefSeq, a predicted model, not a curated record
CUCUUUGGGGCGGGCCGGGCCGUUCCAGCCGCUCCCGGAGCGGACGUGACGCGCGGGGCGCUCCGGGGCCGCCCCGCAGCGAUGGAGGCGCGGGAGCCGCUGCGGGACGUGCGCGGGGCGCUGCGGGCGGUGCUGGCGCGGCUGCGAGAGGGUGAGCCGGGCGAGGGCCGAGAGCCGUUCGAGCUGCCGCACUUCUGGGACGCGCUAGGUCAGACAUUCCAAGUAACAUCACAGGAAGCUACAAAGCUGAGUCUGGCAUUCUCAAGACCUCCACUGCCUUCUGCAGAGGAUUGCCUGAAGCUGAGUGAGGAUGUCCAGAAUGCUGUUCUUGCAGUUGCCACUGUGUACUACUGGCUACCCAAGGGCCAAGGUACUACUCUUCGGAAGAUGGUUCGAGAUGCUACCACUGAAGUAGUGGAAGGAAUGAUCCAACUCACAGACACAAUUCUCAAUGCCCCAGUGGAGAGCUUGUCUCAGGAACAGCUGAUAUCAACUGGAGGAGUGUGGGAGGCCUGUGAGCAAGUGUCUAACCUGCCACGAGAUAACCAGGCAGCAGUUGUGUCAGCUCUGGCUUCGUGUCUGGGUGUGGUCAAGGAUGCUGUGGAGGAGAUGGAAAAUGCACUGGUGGAAGGGCAGGAUCCCUAUGGGGACAUCAUGGAAGAUGAAGAGCUGGGCUUUCGGGGCAACAGAGACACUUACUGGUCAGAGGCUGACCGGCAGCUGCUCAGCUCCUGCAUGGGAUUGAUGAAGGCUUCUAAAGCCUGCCUGAAGAAGGUCUUGGCUGCAGUGAAGGCCCAUGGCAAAGCUGAUUCUCCAGAGCAGAUUGCACAGCUGGAUGACCUGGCAGACAUUGCUAAUGAGAUCAGCCCAAGUGUUGAUGAGCUGGCACUGAGCAUGUACCCACCUGUGAACCCAUUGGCUGUGCGACUUAAUGCUGCUAAGUUGGCCUCAGUAUUAAAGAAAGUCUUAGAGAUUGCAAAGGCAAGCCAUGUGUGUCCACCAUCGGAGGAAGGCUGGGUGCAGUUUCUAUCUGGUGCAGUAGAUCACAACAUGAACAAAGUCAAGAACUUCACACAGGGUCAGCUUUAGCUCUUCUGUGCCUACGUGUGUUGCUGCCACUGGCUCUGGCAUCUGCAUUUCCAGUGAACUUUGCUGUUCUUCAGCUGCUUGGAGAAUGAUGAGAAGAAUAUAGGAGAGAACUUUACUGCCAUUUGGAAGAGCUUCUCCAGGAGGUUGCCCUCUGCUGUUGCAGAAGGUGUCAUUUUUGCUUGGAUUUUUGGGAUGAUGUGGUGCUGCAUCUCAACGUGCCCCAUUCUUCAGACAUGACAACUACUGUGGGGUUCAGAGAAAAAUAAAAUUUUGCUAGAUUUGCAUUAUUUGCUUUACCUGUCUUCAGAGGGCAAAGGAUAUAUACAGAACCAACAGGGUUUUGCUUCUUUUGCAAGCAGCCCACUGAAUAAUUUUAAAAUAUGCUGCAUUGCUGCUAUUUCCUGUCUAACCUUAGAGAGCAGCGAACAAGCUUUUUCUUUUUCAUUUCCUCAGAAAGCAGCAGAAAAUAUUUUUAUUGCCUUAUUAAUGUCAAGGAUCUGUAGGGGGAAAUAUCUCCCUAUAUAUAUCCCUAGAGACAUGCUAUAUCUGUCAUCACUUUAAAGUUCCAGGAUAUCCUUUACUUUGUCACAGGUAGGGCAAAAGACUCAAGCACUGGUGGGCUCAGCACAGGUGUGGUGAGAACUGCAAAGUCAGCUUGAACAUUGAGCCCAUCUUUGUCACAGUAAGGUUCAACUUCUAAAACUGCAGAGUGGGCAUAGUGGCAGAUGGGAGAGAGUUGAGUUUGUGCAAAUAAUCAAAAUUCAACAUGGUUUUAAAUACAACUUUUAUUAAACUGUCAACACCUAUGCUUGCCUAUGAUCAGGGCACAGAUCAUGGCCACUCUUUUGUAGGUGGGACAGCAGGACCUGUUCUGAGUGGGCCUCAGGCAGCUGCAAUGUUGGUGGUUUUGUAACUCUUCAGGUUCUGGAGCUGGAGGCAGGAGGUUUUCCUUUUGCUGUCUAUGCCCGUGAUGUUGAAGCUCUCACAGAUGCUGUAUUGGCUUCAACUUAUGUACAAGAUACAUGAGAAGAUAACAAGAUAUGUUGAAAGUUCUCUUAGCUGGCUUUUCUUUUUCUCAGUGUGAAAAUCAUCUGCAUUAUCUGUAAAUAAAGGAUGGGAUGCUUGAGGCUUUCA